This is a messenger RNA of Dendrobium catenatum, 1652 nucleotides long. Its product is annotated as probable mannose-1-phosphate guanylyltransferase 2. Gene Ontology annotation, biological process: cell wall mannoprotein biosynthetic process; GDP-mannose biosynthetic process. NCBI's taxonomy places the organism in Eukaryota, Viridiplantae, Streptophyta, Magnoliopsida, Asparagales, Orchidaceae. The coding region runs from base 299 to 1384 and encodes 361 amino acids. Gene Ontology annotation, cellular component: cytoplasm. The transcript is spliced from 5 exons. Gene Ontology annotation, molecular function: GTP binding; mannose-1-phosphate guanylyltransferase (GTP) activity. The record is from RefSeq and is a predicted model, not a curated record.
UAACUCAUUUCAUCAUUUGGCUCAACAGCGGAAUCACGGAAGACUGGAAGAGUAUGAAUCAGUUUAGGCAGGUAUUCAUGGAGACCAGUAGGGCUUAGGGUUCUUUCAAGAAUUUUUGGUCUUCGCUGCGCUAUAUAGCAAAGCAGAGACAGAUUCCUCCCUGUUCCUUCGCAGAGGAUCAGUUAUCUUUCCGUCUUCCCGCUCUUUUUGCGGCCUCAGAAGAAUCGGCGGCUACUAGCGAUCCGCCGUCAAAUUCCGACGAGAUAUAUCUGAAAGGCAAGAAGUGGUAUCUCUGAAAAUGAAGGCAUUGAUUCUUGUUGGAGGGUUUGGAACCCGCCUGCGACCAUUAACACUCAGUGUUCCAAAGCCGCUUGUUUGUUUUGCUAAUAAACCUAUGGUUCUGCACCAGAUUGAAGCUUUGAAAGAGGUUGGAGUAACAGAGGUUGUCCUAGCUAUUAAUUACCAACCUGAGAUCAUGCUGAACUUUUUGAAAGAGUUUGAAGAUAAGCUUCAUAUAAAGAUCACGUGUUCUCGAGAGUCUGAACCACUAGGAACAGCUGGUCCCCUGGCUUUAGCUAGAGCUAACUUAGUAGAUGGUUCUGGUGAACCUUUCUUUGUGCUCAACAGCGAUGUCAUCAGUGAAUACCCAUUCGCCGAACUAAUAAAGUUCCACAAAUCACACGCUGGAGAGGCUACCAUUAUGGUCACAAAGGUAGACGAGCCAUCUAAGUAUGGUGUUGUGGUAAUGGAAGAGAAAACCGGAAAAGUUGAGAAAUUUGUAGAGAAGCCUAAAAUGUUUGUGGGCAACAAGGUCAAUGCUGGGAUUUAUCUUCUAAACCCAUCGGUCCUCGACCGCAUCGAGUUGAAACCUACCUCAAUUGAGAAAGAGAUUUUUCCCAAUAUUGCAGCAGAUCACAAGCUCUAUGCCAUGGUUCUACCUGGAUUCUGGAUGGACAUUGGACAACCAAAGGACUACAUCGUUGGCCUGAGGCUUUACCUUGAUUCUCUUAGGAAGAAAUCUUCCCUGAAACUUGCUGUGGGUUCUAACAUAGUGGGAAAUGUCUUGGUGCAUGAGAGUGCGACGGUCGGCGAGGGCUGCUUGAUUGGUCCAGAUGUUGCGAUCGGGCCGGGCUGUGUGGUUGAAUCUGGAGUCAGGCUCUCUAGCUGCUCUGUAAUGAAGGGAGUUCACAUUAAGAAGCAUGCCUGCAUCUCAAGAAGCAUAAUUGGUUGGCAUUCAACAGUCGGCCGAUGGGCGAGGAUUGAGAACAUGACCAUCCUUGGGGAGGAUGUACAUGUUAGCGAUGAAAUCUACAGCAAUGGCGGCAUUGUUCUUCCUCACAAGGAGAUCAAAUCCAGCAUCCUUAAGCCUGAGAUUGUCAUGUAAAACAUGGCUAUUUGAAGCUGCAUUGGAAAGUAAAACAUUUGCUUUGCUUGUUCUUUAUCUGUUCUUCUUUGGUUUUCAAAAUAUUAUUGAUAUCAACAGGCUUUGGCAGUCCAUCUAGCUUGGUAUGCUCUAGUCUAGAAAUAUGUACAUGUAAGUUUGCCAUUGUAAAACAAUCUCACAUGUCUGUACAACCUUCUUCCUGCAGUAACUUCAGUGAAUAAGUACCAUAAUAGACAUAAAUUAUUAAAGCCAUGAUUUAAACUGUUCA